This is a messenger RNA of Culicoides brevitarsis, 3726 nucleotides long. RefSeq names its product putative leucine-rich repeat-containing protein DDB_G0290503. Lineage: Eukaryota; Metazoa; Arthropoda; Insecta; Diptera; Ceratopogonidae. Bases 1 to 3726 code for a protein of 1241 amino acids. The transcript has 3 exons. The record is from RefSeq and is a predicted model, not a curated record.
AUGCAUAAAUUAGUAUUGAUCAACAUUGUGCAAACAAUCAUUUUUAUCAUAAUUAGUGCGACAGAUGCUGUUCCGGUACAUGAGGAUUAUGAAGGCGAAUUCGACAAAUAUUACAAAAGCUACCAUCCCCGCAACGGUCUCAACAGCUAUUCAUCCCUCCUGCGUGACUUGGCAAUUUACAAGCGCAAACUGCAACUCUUGGGCCACUAUCCCGUCGUAUACGAAACUGCACCGGGCACUCUUGAACAAGUCUACUAUCCCAGACAAGAAUUGCCUGCAGCCGCCGAAUUAACACGCGACGACGUCGACGUAACUGAACAAGGUGAAUAUUUUAUUGAUAUAAAUCAUAAUAAUAAUGACAAUACGAAAAAAGAUACAAAGGCGCCACACAUUGACGGCGACGAUGACUAUAAUAAUCGUAAUAAUAAUCAAAAAAAUGAAAAAGGACCUCAAAUAAUAACAGAAAAUGUGGGACUAGACAAAUUAAUAGACAAUCAAAGCACCAUAUCAUUAUUAAACGCAUCGAGCAAUCGGUCCGAAAUUAAAUCAGAAAAAGUUUCGAGUGAGACGACGCAGUCAGAGACACUUGCGGAGACUAGUCAAUUAGUUGAAACGAAAAAUAAAAGUAGUAAUGAUGAUACGGAAAACGAGAGUAAGAGUGAGGAACCACAGACGUCAGGUAUAAACUCGAUGACGACGACGACUGAAAAGGUUGAAAUUGACGUUCUACGAGAGACGAAAGUAAACACAACAACUAAAGUGGAUGACUCGAAAACCAUUGUUGUGACCGUUAAUGUGAUUACAAACACAAAUCACGACGGAGUUCAUAGACCUUUGCAUCAUCAUGCACAUAAAAUUUACGAAAAUAUCGACUUUGGACGGAAGGAAAUGCCAACAACAACGACAACAACAACAAAGGCUCCUUUUCAACUUUUUAAACCGAUUACGUUGCCAAAGUUGAACAUUUUUGGCAAAGGAACGACAACGACUCAAAAACCUCUCGUGACAAUCGCUUAUCAACCCCUUGGAUUGGAAGAAGAUGAGCGUCCCCAGUCUUGGUUUGGGUAUUUUAGAGGUUUGCAUGACGAUUACAAGAAAAAAUAUCAAAAAGUUUCGAGCACCACUGUUGGAACAGAACUAAAAUAUGACGAAAUUGACAUCGAAAGUACGACAGAAAAGGAUGAGAUGCGAAAACUUUUGAUUGAAAAUGAACUUGAUGCGUCGUCAGUGAAUGAAAAUCAGGAAAUUGAGGAAGUUACUGAAGAAAUUUCAACAGAUUUAGUGACUGAAGUUAAAUCUGAAACAAUUUUGACGGAAACAACUACCGAAUUUUUGACUCAAACACCCUCAACAAAAGUUUUUCCUGAGAAAAAUGAUGAAACUACGACUUUAAAAGUCGAAACAACUGAGAAAAUUGUCAUUGAAACGACAAAACCUGAACCUACUGAAGAAGUAACGGAACCAUCUACCCCUGAAACAACCACCGAAAAACUUUUUGUCACUGAAACUGCUCCUCAAAACGUUUCUGAUACCGAUGAAGACUCAUCUCGACUACUUUUGACUCCCGAAACGCCGGAAAUUGAAGAAAAUUUGUUGACCGUUACUGACUCAGGUAAAUAUGACGAAAGUUUUGAGGAAGAAAAUCCUACAGAAAUUGACGAAACCCUUCUGAAUGAGAUUUUUGCUCAAGAAUAUGAUCAACAUGUACCUUAUUUGGUUACAUACCCUCCACCAAUGGAGGAAAAUAUUUCAGAAGAAACCGUUGAUGAAGAAUUCACAACAGAAAUUGAACCUGAAAUAACUGAAAAAUCGGUUGAAAUUGACUUGACCACUGAAAUAACGGAAAAAAUUGAAGAAAUUACAACUGAGGAAACGAAAAUUGACUCAGAAAAAGAAGAAGUAGUCGAAUUAGUCACAGAAAUUGACUCAACUGAUGAAAAUUUUUCAUCUGAAUUGCGACUCGAUUUCGAAAAUGGUGAAAAUGAGACCGUUAAAACUCUCACAAACGAAAUUCCAACAACUUCUGAAACACCAACAACUCCUUCUUUCUCCCAAACGCAAUAUAAUUGGUGGCAAUCUUUAUAUAACGUCAUGGGAUGGAAUUAUUCGAGUCAAGGAACAACGACUGACUAUCCCGAAGUCAAAGCCAGAAACUUGGAAGACUCUGACGUAAAUGAAACUUUGCCAACUUCCACUGAAAAUCAAUUAUUAAAAAGUUUAGAACAACUUGAUUUGAAGGAAAUCAUCAAUAAUGCCACUGAUUUCUUGUUAAAGCUCAAAAAUGAAACCCAAAACGAGAAGCCAGAAGUUGUUGAGGAGUCAGAAAAAAAUGUAAAGUUGAUUUUAGUUGAUAACUCGACUGAAAAUGUUGAACCAAAUUUGGUUGAAGAGGAAAAAAAUUUGUUUGAAUCAAAUUUGAAUGAAAAUUCGACUGAAAAUGAUGAACAAAAUUUUUUUGAGGAGCCAGAAAAAAAUGAUCUUGAACCAAAUCUAAAUGAAAAUUUGACUGAAAAUGUUGAAGUUGAAGAGCCAGAAAAAACUUUUGAACCAAAUUUGGAUGAAAAUUCGUUGUCAGAAUCUACUGAAAAUCCAAUUGAGUUUGAAAAAAUCGAAAAUCUCGUUGAAGAACUUGAGCUUAAAACACCUGACUUGACAAACGACCCACUUAUAGAAGACGAAAAAUUUCAAAUUGAUGAAAAAAAUGAACAAACUCUUUCUCAAACUCCCAAAAAUGAAAAUGACGAGGACUACGACGACGACGACUACCAAGAAAGUAACGAAAAUAUCGCCGCCUUACCUCCAAUGGGCGAAAAUAUUUUCCAAGACGUCGAAAACUUGAAACAUUUAAAGUCCUUAAUGACUCCCGCUAGAGAUAGAUUAGACGAUAAAUCCGUAACUGGACCUCCUGUCGAUUUCUAUGAACCUUCCGUCGCUGCUGCCGAUGAAAAUUCCAAUAGUUUCAACGAUUUGGAAGUGCUUCAAUUGAUCCCCGUGAUAAUCGAGCAACUCAAACAAGGUUCCGUGACGCCGCAAGAAGAGGGCGUUCUCAAAAGCAUAUUUGGCGAUUUGUGGUCCAUCAUUGUCGAUGAAGCGUCCCGGUCUGAAGAUGUCCCCAUCCAUCCCUUACUUGACAUUUUGUUGAAAUCCAAUGAAGUAAAGCACAACAAACGGGAUGUUUCGUACGAAAAUGACGUCGCACAAAAUACCGUUGACUUGAAGGAGCGUAACAUGUCCCCAUCUGACCAGUUACUUCAUCGCACGUGGUCCAUUGUGUCCCGUUCGAUGCUGCAAAAGAACGAAAAGAAAGUUGAAAAGGCACAACGUAAAAUUAAGCAACGCAAGGAACGAAAAAUGCGUAAAAUGAGGAAUCGUCGCAAGCAAUUUUCGCGAGUUUCGUCCACGGAUUUGCUCGAACCAACGAAUGAAGUGUUCGCGCCAGCAGCUAAUUUCGCACCGCGUCACAAACGGAUCUCACGAAGACAUAAAAGGAGUUUCCACAUUACUCGGAGCGAUGAUUUGUCACGCAUGAAGGCGCUUGUGAACUAUUUGAAUGCGCACGAGGACGACAAUAAUGAAGAUGACGAUGAUGGUAGUAGUGAGGAGGUGUCUUUUGGAUACACUGACGGCAUGGAAAGUUACAAGAAACCGACUUACAACCAUCCAUCGAUCUACGAAUUAUUCCAUCUCGCCGAACAACACCGCAGAAGGCGGCAAAAUAAGUUUUAA